Nothoprocta perdicaria is the source of this 1709-nucleotide messenger RNA. RefSeq names its product kelch like family member 26 (gene KLHL26). The transcript is spliced from 2 exons. Gene Ontology annotation, molecular function: protein binding. NCBI's taxonomy places the organism in Eukaryota, Metazoa, Chordata, Aves, Tinamiformes, Tinamidae. The record is from RefSeq and is a predicted model, not a curated record. Bases 61 to 1638 code for a protein of 525 amino acids.
AACGGGCUGCUGCCUCCGAGCUGCUUCAAUGGCGAGGUGGCAGCGAGGGCUCCAAAGGCGAUGUUCACAGGAGGCAUGAGAGAAGCCAGCCAAGAUGUGAUCGAACUGAAAGGUGUCUCUGCAAAAGGCCUGAAGCACAUUAUAGACUUUGCCUACAGCGCUGAGGUGACUCUCGAUCUUGACUGCAUUCAGGAUGUGCUGGGAGCCGCCGUCUUCCUGCAGAUGGUGCCUGUCGUGGAGCUCUGUGAGGAGUUCCUCAAGUCUGCCAUGAGCGUGGAGACGUGCCUCAACAUCGGGCAGAUGGCCACCACCUUCAGCCUCGCCUCCUUGAAGGAGUCGGUGGAUGCGUUCACCUUCAGGCACUUCCUGCAGAUCUCCGAGGAGGAGGAUUUCCUCCACCUGCCCCUCGAGCGCCUCGUUUUCUUCCUGCAGAGCAAUAAGCUCAAAAGCUGCAGCGAAAUCGAUCUGUUCCGCGCUGCCGUGCGCUGGCUGCAGUACGAGCCGGGCCGCCGCGCCAGCGCCAGCCAGGUGCUCUGCCACAUCCGCUUCCCGCUCAUGAAGUCCUCRGAGCUGGUGGACAGCGUGCAGACCUUGGACAUCAUGGUGGAAGACGUCUUGUGCCGGCAGUACCUGCUGGAGGCCUUCAACUACCAGAUCCUGCCCUUCCGCCAGCACGAGAUGCAGUCGCCUCGCACGGCCAUCCGCUCGGACGUGCUGUCCCUCGUCACCUUUGGGGGCACCCCCUACACRGACAAUGACCGCACCGUGAGCUGCAAGGUGUAUUACCUGCCCGACGCCRGUGGGCGCCAGUUCAAGGAGCUCACGGAGAUGGAGGUGGGCAGCAGCCACUCGUGCGUGGCCGUGCUCGACAACUUCGUCUACAUCGUGGGAGGGCAGCACCUGCAGUACCGGAGCGGCGAGGGCGCCGUCGACAUCUGCUACCGCUACGACCCGCACUUGAACCAGUGGCUGCGCAUCCAGGCCAUGCAGGAGAGCAGGAUUCAGUUCCAGCUGAACGUCCUGCGCGGGAUGGUCUACGCCACCGGCGGCAGGAACCGCUCCGGCAGCUUGGCCUCCGUGGAGAAGUACUGCCCCAAGAGCAACGAGUGGACUUACGUGUGCUCCCUGAAGCGCAGGACGUGGGGACACGCCGGAGCCACGGUGGGAGACAAGCUCUACAUAUCAGGAGGCUACGGGAUAUCCGUGGAGGACAAGAAAGCCCUGCACUGCUAUGACCCUGCAGCGGAUCAGUGGGAGUUUAAGACCCCGAUGAACGAGCCCAGGGUCCUGCACGCCAUGGUCAGCGCCAACGGCAGGAUUUACGCUCUAGGAGGCCGCAUGGACCAYGUGGACCGGUGUUUUGACGUCCUGGCCGUGGAGUACUACGUGCCUGAAACGGACCAGUGGACAACCGUGAGCCCCAUGCGCGCAGGGCAGUCGGAAGCCGGCUGUUGCUUGCUGGAGAAAAAGAUUUAUAUUGUAGGAGGCUACAACUGGCACCUGAACAAUGUCACGAGCAUUGUGCAGGUCUAUAACACGGAGACUGACGAAUGGGAAAGGGACCUGCAUUUCCCCGAGUCUUUUGCUGGCAUAGCCUGCGCUCCCGUCAUCCUGCCGCAGGUGACAACGCAGAGGUAGUCGCGGGUGYCCGUGCAGGGACGCGGGCUCCCCUCCUCUGUGCAAAUGGUGGGGUGCAUCUUGUGGGGGCG